UAAAUUGCCAUCCAGCUCUUGAAAUUCGUAUUCCCUACAAAAUCUGAUAAUUUACGAAAUUACUUUGUAAAAAGAUAAUCGAAUAAAAGAAAAAUAUAUAAAAAUAUUUAUUUUAAUAAAUUGCUUUGGAAAAAUUUGACAAAACAUUAAAGUUCUGACAUGUAAUUAUUAUUUUUUGGAACAUUAAACAAAAAGGCCCACGCAAAGGCCCAUUAUAAUUUUUCUUUUAACACAACCAAACCAGUGAGUAAAAUCUAUUAUCUCUAUCUCUUUUCCAGUUGUAAACCAAAGCAAAAAGAGAGAGAAGGCGACGAUGAGUACGAUGAAGCCAAGCCGGAGCGACGAGAUAGCCGACCCGGAUCAACAGAUCAAGAACACGAACCAGAUCAGAGCUGGUUUCGAUUCCUUGGCCCCUAAACGACCCACUAAGCCCACCCGGAGCGAGCCAGGCCCUUUCGGAUGUUUCUCUACUCCCGAGCCAACCACUGACCAUCCAGAGGCUGACAAGUUCCAAACUCUCCAGUCCCAAACUCAUGGUAAUAUUCUGCAUGAAGGAGGUUCUGCUGCUGUUCAAGAUGAGUUCCUGGAGACAGAGUAUUACACGAGUCUCACCGCCAUUGAUAAGCAACAUCACACGACCGGAAGUGGGUUUAUAAAUGUGGGGAAGGAAGACGGUGGUGAAGAAGCUGUGAUAGCCGCCGCUGCAAUCGGAGACGGAGGUGAAAAGGCUGUUUACAGAAGCAACCCGGCGACGAACGAGUGGAUUCCUGCGGUGGAGGAGGAUCUUGGUUCAGAAUCUUCGUCUAAACCGAACCGGAGCGAGAAUUCUUGAAUGGGAUCGGAUCUUUGAAUGUGUGUGUACUUUAUCUUCUUCCAGAUGUGAUGUUUCUUGAUGUUAUUGUAAUAAGAUAUUAUCGAAAUAAAUUAGUUAAAUAAGUUUUUAUUAUUAAA
Molecule: messenger RNA, 951 nt
Organism: Brassica napus (rape)
Lineage: Eukaryota; Viridiplantae; Streptophyta; Magnoliopsida; Brassicales; Brassicaceae
Exons: 3
Coding region: 314-832 (172 amino acids)
Source: RefSeq, a predicted model, not a curated record